AGGACAUGUAUUUGAGUGUCCCAAUCAUCACUUUAAGCAAGAAAGUACAUUGAGAUUUUCAUAAUCCUUUGUCCAAAACAGAUAAUGGCAACAUUUAAGUUUCUUUCAUUUCUCAUUCUUCAACUUUUUUGCAUAUUAGAGGUUGCUAAUUGUCAAGGUGUAGAAGUAGGGUUCUAUAAGAAAACAUGUCCAAAUGUAGAGGCAAUUGUCAAACAAACAACAGCUCACUACAUUUCUCGCGCUCCUACUCUGGCUGCCCCUUUAUUGAGAAUGCAUUUUCAUGAUUGUUUUGUUAGGGGAUGUGAUGGUUCGGUACUACUGAAUUCAACAAAAGGUAAUCAAGCAGAGAAAGAUGCAAUUCCAAAUCAAAGCCUGAGGGGAUUCCAAGUAAUUGAUGCUGCUAAAUCUGCUUUAGAGAAAGAGUGUCCUGGCAUUGUAUCUUGCUCUGAUAUUUUAGCCUUAGCAGCCCGUGAUGCUGUUGAACUGAUUAAUGGACCAACUUGGGCAGUUCCCUUGGGAAGAAGAGAUGGGAGAGUUUCAAUACUCUCAGAUGCCUUAAAGAAUUUGCCAACUCCUUUUGAUAACUUUACUACUCUUAAAACAACAUUUGGCUCCUUGGGCUUAAAUGUCAAAGACCUUGUUGUUUUAUCAGGAGGACACACUAUUGGAAUGUCACAUUGUUUUUCCUUCUCAAGCCGUUUGUACAAUUUCACUGGCAAAGGUGACAUGGACCCGAACAUGGAUCAGAACUACAUAGGUCGUUUGAAGAUCAAAUGUAAGUCAGGAGAUGUGACCACCAUUGUCGAAAUGGACCCUGGAAGUUUCAAGAGUUUUGACACAGAUUAUUACAGAAUGGUUAGCAAAAGAAGAGGGUUAUUCGCAUCUGAUGCAGCUCUUCUCAGUGAUACUCAAACAAAAGCUUAUGUUUUGUCUCAAGUAAAUCCCUACGGAUCCACUUUCUUCGAGGAUUUUGGAGAAUCAAUGAUAAAAAUGGGCAAAAUUGGAGUUCUUACUGGUAAGGCAGGUGAAAUCAGAAAACAUUGUGCCUUCCGAAACUAAGAGAAACAAAAGCUUAGUCACUUUAAUUCGUAUUGUUAUGUUCAAUGAGAUCUUUGUUGUGAAUAAGUUUUUUUUUUUCUUCUUUUACCUGUUCUGAUACGUUGUGGAAAGUGUACCUCAUGGUAGUAAAUCUUGAUUGUAUCGUAAUUUUGUAAUUCACUUCGUUGAGCGUGUAACUAAUAAAAUUGUUUAAAUUUGUUUCGGUUUUA
Molecule: messenger RNA, 1268 nt
Organism: Nicotiana tabacum (common tobacco)
Lineage: Eukaryota; Viridiplantae; Streptophyta; Magnoliopsida; Solanales; Solanaceae
Product: peroxidase 27-like
Biological process (GO): hydrogen peroxide catabolic process; response to oxidative stress
Molecular function (GO): heme binding; peroxidase activity
Source: RefSeq, a predicted model, not a curated record